Messenger RNA from Hansenula anomala, 1122 nucleotides. Its product is annotated as glycosyltransferase family 32 protein. Gene Ontology annotation, biological process: protein N-linked glycosylation. The transcript is spliced from 2 exons. Gene Ontology annotation, cellular component: mannan polymerase complex. Bases 1 to 1122 code for a protein of 373 amino acids. Gene Ontology annotation, molecular function: alpha-1,6-mannosyltransferase activity. The record is from RefSeq and is a predicted model, not a curated record. Lineage: Eukaryota; Fungi; Ascomycota; Saccharomycetes; Phaffomycetales; Wickerhamomycetaceae.
AUGCAGUUAUACAAGACAAAAUUCAUACCACUAGCUGCAAUCUUGACAAUAGUCUUGAUUAAUCUGGGUCUUUACAAGUUUCAUGCUCCAACCAAUCAAACAAUAGAUGAAUUAUGGGUCAAAUACACUUUUAAAUCUGUUGAUCAAUUUAGAAUAUCUCAAAUUUAUAAACCUGAUGAUUUAAGAUUGAAACUUAAAACUAAUGAUGUAUCAACUUUAGAUCAAGGUUUACAAAUAUUGAUUAAAACUUGGGAUGAUCAAGAUGGGUUUAUUCAUAAAAUUAUACCAAAUCAUGAAAAUGAUCAAGUUGUUGAUGAUAUUUUUAUCAAUGAAAUACCUGAAAUUUCAAAAGCUUUCAAAAAAAUGCCUUUAGUCAUUUUACAAAGUGAUCUUAUUAGAUAUUUGAUUCUUUUCGCUAAAGGAGGUGUUUAUUCAGAUAUUGAUACGUCUUUAAAAUCAAAUCUAUCUAAUUGGUUAUCAUAUAACAAUACAAUGAUUCAAGAUCCUUCAAAUAAUAAGAUUGGUCUUACUAUUGGAAUUGAAAGUGAUCGUGAUGAUAAAGCUUGGAUAGUUUAUAUGCCUCGUCGUUUACAAUUUUGUCAAUGGACAUUACAAGCUAAACCUGGACAUCCAUUUUUCAGAGAAUUGAUUUAUAGAAUUGCUGAUUUAUCUUUAAAUCAUUAUGAUGAAACUACUAAAAUUUUAACCAAGAAUGGUAAAAAAUUUGAUUUUAAUGAUGGAAGCUCCACAAAAUAUGAUGGUGUUAUGGAAUGGACAGGUCCUGCAAUGUUUACAGAUACCGUGUUUGAUUAUCUUAAUGAAGUUUACAAAACAACUGAAAAGUUAAACCCUGGGGUGAAUUUCAAACAGGAUAAUAUCAUUAAUAGAAAUCCAUUAAGUCUUCAAAAGAAAAUCAAAUAUGCUAAACCUAAAGAUAAUGGACAUAUGUCAAGCUAUGAUCCAAUCCAUAGACCUAUUGGAUGGCAAAACCUAACAUUAUUGCAAUAUCCAAUCUUGUUUGAUGAAGAUGUUUUAUUAUUACCACCAGCUUAUCUUGCUGAUAAAGAACAUGAUCCAAGGCAAUAUGUUUUCCAUCAUUUCAAAGGAAGUUGGAAGAAUUGA